Messenger RNA from Acanthoscelides obtectus, 882 nucleotides. The record is from the annotation of a GenBank genome assembly. Lineage: Eukaryota; Metazoa; Arthropoda; Insecta; Coleoptera; Chrysomelidae.
AAAGUGUUAAGUACCGCUGGGGUCCGUUGACCAGUUUUUCUUGAUGUGGAUAAUAACGUUAAAUUUAUUUCAGGUUCAGCUCAUUCGUGCACAAGGAAACAAAAGCAGAGUUUUUAGAAGAAAACUUGAAAAAUCCCAUAAAAUACAAACUUGUGGAAAAAAUAGAUUACCCAAGAUGGAAACUAUUGGAAAGUAUGGCAGGCAAACGAAUUAUUAAGACUCAUCUCCCAUUCAGUUUGCUGCCUCCCGAUCUGCUGAAGACUGGAUGCAAGGUUGUUUACAUAGCUAGAAACCCAAAGGAUGUGGCGGUCUCUUUUUACCAUCUCAACAGACUCAUCAGGACUCAAGGCUACGUGGGAGACUUUCCCUUAUAUUGGAAGUUCUUCCAGAAAAAUUUGCAGCCCUGGACACCUUACUGGGAACACAUUAGGGAAGGAUGGAGUCGAAGACACGAAAAGAAUGUUUUGUUCCUGUUCUAUGAGGACAUGAGCAAGGAUAUAUCCUCAACAGUCAGAAAGGUGUCCGAGUUCUUCGGCAAGGAUUAUUCUAGAGAACAAUACGACUCGCUGGUAAAACAUUUGGAUAUUGAGAAUUUUCGGAAUAAUAAAUCUGUAAACUAUGAUAUUCUCAAACACUUGGGCAUUUUGAAAACUGGUGAAGCAGGUUUUGUACGAAAAGGAAAAAGUGGUGGUUGGGAAGACUAUUUCACUGAUGAAUUAAACCAAAUGGCAAACGGUUGGAUUAAGAAACAUCAGGAAGAAAUUGGCAUCCAUUUUCCCAAUUUUUCUGUAUGAUUUUAAAUAAUUACUGAAUAUUUUCUAAUAGUGUGUAAUUGUUGUAUUAAGUUUAUUUUGAAUAAAAUUUCUAUACCAUCAACAAAAA